CACAAUGUCGCUGGUAAACUUAUCUUUUGUUGCCGGAGCUUUAAUUUUAACUUACAUAUCACCGGCGAUAGCAUCUACAAACUGCACGCCUACUACAAGAAAUAAUGCAUCGAGGUUUCUGAAUACGUUUAAAGAAGGCUAUAUCAAGUAUAUCACCGUGGACAUAGGGAAGUUAUGCAUUGCAUUCACGCAAACGCAAUUUGACGCCACAACCAAGGAGGCCAUCUACAGCGUUUCGUCAAAAUCAAGCAGUGGUACAGACAACCCCACUGAGAACCAAGUUUUUAAAGUGCAAGAGUGUCCAAGUGAUAUCGAUAUUUCUCUUCAAAGCAGUGGUCAACCUCUUUAUAACAUAACGAUCCUAUACAGCGACUAUAGCUCUUGCCAUGUUGUGCAGCAUCGUGACGAAACCAACGCUUGCUCAAUGUUCGUGAAGAAAAAUGCACGCCAAUUCAACAUUGCAGCAUGUCUCCCUCUCUAUACCAGAUAUUGCGGGAGAUCAUAUCUCGAAAUCUACGGCGCUCAAUGUGGAUCUGCUUGA
Molecule: messenger RNA, 541 nt
Organism: Ixodes scapularis (black-legged tick)
Lineage: Eukaryota; Metazoa; Arthropoda; Arachnida; Ixodida; Ixodidae
Exons: 5
Coding region: 5-541 (178 amino acids)
Biological process (GO): symbiont-mediated perturbation of host defenses
Molecular function (GO): amine binding
Source: RefSeq, a predicted model, not a curated record